Molecule: messenger RNA, 606 nt
Organism: Papilio polytes (common Mormon)
Lineage: Eukaryota; Metazoa; Arthropoda; Insecta; Lepidoptera; Papilionidae
Product: insecticyanin-B-like
Exons: 4
Coding region: 1-606 (201 amino acids)
Molecular function (GO): pigment binding
Source: RefSeq, a predicted model, not a curated record
AUGUAUUAUUUGUUCGUAUUUACUCUGAUCGCAGCCGCAUCUGCUGAAGUCAUAUACAAUGGACCCUGUCCUGACGUCCAGCCUAAAGAAAACUUUGACUUCUCCGCUUACCAAGGAACAUGGUACGAAAUGGUUCGUUACCCUCACGCCGGCGAAGAAGGUGUUAAGGGUAAAUGUACUCUAAUUGAAUACUACGUAUAUGGCAAUAAUAACGGCAGAGUUAAGAAAACCCACAUCGUUGAUGGUGUACAGACAUACGUUGAAGGAGAUUUGUCGCUAUCUAGACCUGGUACAAUGAUGACCACCUUGACUUUUGGAGGUGUGUCAAAGAACGCGUUCAUUACCGUACUUGACACAGACUACUCGAACUACGCUAUCGCUUACAAUUGCAAAUACUUCCCCGACGGCGACAAACAUCAAGUGAGAUCCUGGAUAAUGUCAAGGACUACCAGAUUGGACGAGAAUUCAAGGGCCUUGGUUAAUAACUACUUAAACGAAUCCAUAAUACUCGAUUCAAACAAAUACAUCGGCAACGAUUACUCCCCCGCAGCAUGCCAGGCGUCGGUUGUUAAAUCAUUGACCGAUUUACAGAAUCAAUAUUAUUAA